This is a messenger RNA of Babesia sp. Xinjiang, 2448 nucleotides long. Its product is annotated as Prefoldin subunit 2. NCBI's taxonomy places the organism in Eukaryota, Apicomplexa, Aconoidasida, Piroplasmida, Babesiidae. Gene Ontology annotation, molecular function: protein folding chaperone. The transcript is spliced from 10 exons. Gene Ontology annotation, biological process: protein folding. The coding region runs from base 1 to 2448 and encodes 815 amino acids. The record is from RefSeq and is a predicted model, not a curated record. Gene Ontology annotation, cellular component: cytoplasm; prefoldin complex.
AUGACCAAAUGUGUACUCUUUGUUGAACAUUUACCAGAGAUGCAAUCUACUCCAGGAAGCAGCGGCCAGUUGUACAAGGUACUCUUCGGUCAACAGUGCCAUCUGUACUAUCUGUCACUAUAUGUCAAGCCAUCAAGGACAAUUUCCAUCCUAGACGAGAACCUGCGCCAGAUAAGGCGCAUCGAGGUUAAGGAUAUCGCAAACUUCCAAAGACGUAUACUCUCGCCCGAACAAUCGAUACAAACCGCAACUGCAACGCAUAGAGAUUUGAUCGAGAUAAACCUUGCAGCCGAAGGUGCUGGAUGUCUAAGGUUUACGUUACCGUCGACAGAGGAAUGUGAAGCGUUAUGCAAGGCUAUACAAAUUCGAUUCGGGAUACCAGUAUACAACUAUGGCAGUCUUAAUGUAAAGUUCCACGAGGCGCUGGGAGACAAACGCACGGGAGACGAUGCAACGGAACAAACAGUCAAGACCACAGGAUGCAACUACAGACUCGUUCGUGAUGAUUAUUAUGCAUCAUGUGUAGGUGAUAUGUUGAAUAAUCUGGGGAUCGCAUUAGGCGAGGAGGAACAAGGGAUAGGUGACCUGCCGGCAGAGUUCAGCAACGACUAUCCCGUAAUAAUCGACGGUACAUUGGAAGAAGGGAGCUAUGCAAGUUUUAGGAGCUUAAAGACACCGCAGAUGGAACCAUUUACGGUAUACCGUGUUGAAUGGUACCUAUCCGCACGGCGUGGGCAUUUGGGGGAGUUCUUACCAACUGCAGCCAGUAUAAGUGACGUGUUUUAUCUUCGCGAUUUCACGAUUGGACGUUAUGUGCAGUUACGUGUUUACAAGGCAGUGGGUACAGAUAUCAACAGGAAGUAUUUAUAUUGUACCGCAACACGCGGACCUGUACGUCUUGGGAAUGUGAUGGCACAUAGUAUAUUGCUAAACGUUUCAAAGGAUAACGAAGUACAUGACGUAUUAGUAUGCGCAAAGGAGUUCCGGUUAUUGGCAGCACACUUAAACAGACUCCCAUUUCCAGAAACUGCCCAUUCCAUAGCUACACCACAAUCACCAGGUGGAUCGGUGGUUACCACGAGCUCAUCUUGUCCAAAUGUUCAUGAGGCACCGGUUAUAAAGCUGGAGACUAAUGCCUCAGAUACAACCGAGAUGGCUUUGGAACAUGCAACAACAGUUAGGCGCUCAUUCUACACGGAAACUACUGGAACAUUUGGAAGUUAUACCGAUGAUCAUAAGUCAUUUUUAAGUGACUCGGAAGGUAACGUACAUAGUGCCAACAGAGAACCACCAGAGCCCGAAGAUACAUCGGUAACUGAUAUGUUGCUACAGGAUAGCUACAGCUUACCUAGUGUGCCGUCGCUGGUUAUUUGCGAAAGCAGUGCUUCGGAAAGGGGGUCGCAAGGCACAUUGUCACCACCUCGGCAGCCACAACCAGAUAGCGGUGCUGAGAAAAAGGUGCCGCCAAUUUCCCUAACGGGAAAAGCGAUAGCAUCUGCACCUAAAAAGCCAAGGUCGAAACCGAAUAAACUUGAGGCUGUUAAAAAAGCACCUCCGACGACACGGGGUGGUAAAGUAAGAGGGUUAUUCAGGAACCUCCUGGAUAAGGGCAAGUUGAUUAUGCGUAGAAAAGGCGCAGCCAAGGCACCUCCAGCAUCCAAAAAAAUAGGGACACCAGUACCAAGACCUGGAAAGGUGCCUAUCAAGCCGCCAAUCACAAUGCCUGUAAACACAACUCGGGCAGCACGUGAUGAGAAAUUUAUGGAGAUGCGAAUGCAGUGCCGUUGUGCAGUAAGUGGUCGGAAUUCUCCAUGUGAACAAGUGCAGGGGCUAUUUUUGUGGAUUAAUGAGGUGGAGCUAGAGUUGAAAUGGACACGUCUAGAUGUACGAGACUGCAACGAUAUCUAUCAGCAACCGUCUGCCAAGUUCGAUCCACAGCGUGAUGUCGACCUAGAGCUACUUUAUCGGAGGUACGCAGUCGUAAAGCUCUCGUCACCCCUACUACUGCGUCUCACAGAUAGGCUCAAACGUUUACAGUCGAUCGACCAGGGAGAACAAGACCUGCAGCGUGGACUCUUUUCCGAGGUUAAAGAAGCAUACGCGAAAAUAUGUAAACAUGUGGCACGGCGUCGUACGGAAGAGAACCUCAAGAAGUUGGAAAAGGAACGACUACGCCUACUCGGCCAAUUAGAUGACCUAUCUCAGGAGUCUGCGGAGCACAAGCUAGUGUUGAAGACACUAUCCACGCUACCAGAUGAUCGAAGGUGCUACCGUAUCGUGGGCCGUGUCGCAGUAGAACGGACGGUAGCGGAAGUACGCCCCGCCCUAACAGCAUAUGCACAAAAGGUUGACGAACUGCAUCAAAAGUCUACAGAACAACUUGACUUUAUCAACGAAGAGGUGGAAAAACUCACCAAGGCAUUGACAACACCUGUAGACACCGUCUAA